AUGGCUUCCUGCAAAAACAAAACAAGAAAGGAGGUGUUUUCGCUCUACGCCAGCUUCAACGACACUUUCGUCCACGUCACGGAUCUUUCGGGCAAAGAAACAACCUCGCGCGUCACCAACAACAUGAACGCCAAGGCCGAUCGUGACGAGGCCUCGCCCUACGCCGCUUUGUUGGCUGCUCAGGACGUCGCCGAUAAGUGCAAGUCGCUCGGAAUCACGCUGCGUGCCACCGGCGGAAACCGCACCAAGACCCCGGGACCGGGUGCUCAGUCGACGCACCGUGCUCUGUCCUGUUCGUCAAAGAAUUUUGUGAUUUAGUGCUAUUAGUAUAAACAUAAAUAAAUGCUCUGUUUUAAUCUGGCAA
This is a messenger RNA of Culex quinquefasciatus (southern house mosquito), 364 nucleotides long. Its product is annotated as 40S ribosomal protein S14. Bases 1 to 318 code for a protein of 105 amino acids. The record is from RefSeq and is a predicted model, not a curated record. The transcript has a single exon. Gene Ontology annotation, cellular component: ribosome; cytosolic small ribosomal subunit. Lineage: Eukaryota; Metazoa; Arthropoda; Insecta; Diptera; Culicidae. Gene Ontology annotation, biological process: maturation of SSU-rRNA from tricistronic rRNA transcript (SSU-rRNA, 5.8S rRNA, LSU-rRNA); translation; ribosomal small subunit assembly. Gene Ontology annotation, molecular function: mRNA 5'-UTR binding; small ribosomal subunit rRNA binding; structural constituent of ribosome.